Arabidopsis thaliana (thale cress) is the source of this 2396-nucleotide messenger RNA. RefSeq names its product chaperonin 60 beta (gene CPN60B). Gene Ontology annotation, molecular function: ATP binding; ATP-dependent protein folding chaperone. Lineage: Eukaryota; Viridiplantae; Streptophyta; Magnoliopsida; Brassicales; Brassicaceae. The record is from RefSeq and is marked reviewed. The transcript has 15 exons. Gene Ontology annotation, biological process: protein folding; protein refolding. Gene Ontology annotation, cellular component: chloroplast stroma. Bases 440 to 2242 code for a protein of 600 amino acids.
CAGGAUCCGAAGAGUUGAAUCCAACGGCCAAGAUUAACUCAAAGCUUGAAAGAGGUAAGGGAACGUUAAAAGCACCUUCCAAGCGAGAGUAAGGAGAUAAACCUACUUCCUUUCCUUGCUUCAGCUCCCCUUUUCUUAUCCGGAAACCAAAAACUUCCGGUGAUAAAACCUCCUUCGUCAUCUCUCUACUUCUGUUAGUUUCUUAAUCCUUACUCUUGGAAUAGUUUAUCCUCUGCAUUUUUUAGUGCCACAGUUUAUGUGUGUAUGUUUUGUUUGGAUAAGAAUUUGUUGUAAGCUUUUGAAAACUUGUAUUAGUUCAUUACUUCCAUGAUUUUGGGUGUUUUGUAAUAAAAUUUAUGGAUUAGUGUUUCUUCAGAUUGUCAAUUGUGUUCUUAUUGAGCUCUGCUUUCGAAGGUGUCGCCUUUCUUCUGUGGAUAAAAUGGCGUCAACUUUCACUGCCACAUCUUCUAUUGGUUCAAUGGUUGCUCCGAAUGGUCACAAAUCUGAUAAGAAACUUAUCAGCAAGUUGUCUUCAAGCUCAUUUGGAAGGAGACAAAGUGUGUGUCCUAGACCCAGAAGAUCCAGUUCUGCAAUUGUGUGCGCAGCAAAGGAAUUACAUUUCAACAAAGAUGGGACUACCAUUAGGAGACUUCAAGCUGGUGUCAACAAGCUCGCAGAUCUUGUUGGUGUUACACUUGGACCCAAAGGACGAAAUGUUGUUCUUGAGAGCAAGUAUGGAUCACCACGAAUUGUUAAUGAUGGUGUGACUGUUGCAAGAGAGGUUGAGUUGGAAGACCCGGUUGAGAACAUUGGCGCUAAGCUUGUGAGGCAAGCGGCUGCCAAAACCAAUGACUUGGCUGGUGACGGUACAACAACAUCUGUUGUUCUUGCACAAGGUUUUAUCGCUGAGGGUGUCAAGGUGGUAGCUGCUGGUGCAAACCCUGUUUUGAUCACCAGAGGUAUUGAGAAGACAGCAAAGGCUUUGGUUACCGAGCUCAAGAAAAUGUCUAAGGAGGUUGAAGACAGUGAACUUGCAGAUGUUGCAGCUGUUAGUGCGGGUAACAACGACGAAAUUGGAAAUAUGAUUGCUGAAGCAAUGAGCAAAGUGGGCAGGAAAGGUGUGGUGACCCUUGAGGAGGGUAAAAGUGCCGAGAACAACCUCUACGUCGUAGAAGGAAUGCAAUUUGACCGUGGUUAUAUCUCUCCUUACUUUGUGACAGACAGCGAGAAAAUGUCCGUCGAGUUCGACAAUUGCAAGUUACUUCUCGUUGACAAGAAAAUUACCAAUGCAAGGGAUCUUGUUGGUGUUUUGGAGGAUGCAAUUAGAGGCGGAUACCCAAUAUUAAUUAUUGCUGAAGACAUUGAACAAGAAGCUUUAGCGACUCUUGUUGUAAACAAGCUUAGAGGUACACUGAAGAUAGCAGCUCUCAGAGCUCCAGGGUUUGGAGAGCGCAAGAGCCAAUACCUUGAUGAUAUUGCCAUUCUAACUGGAGCAACUGUGAUCCGUGAGGAAGUUGGUCUUUCACUUGACAAAGCUGGAAAAGAGGUUCUUGGUAAUGCUUCAAAGGUUGUCCUCACAAAGGAGACCUCGACCAUAGUGGGUGAUGGAAGCACACAGGAUGCAGUGAAAAAGCGUGUUACACAGAUUAAAAAUCUUAUUGAGCAAGCGGAGCAAGAUUACGAGAAGGAGAAACUCAAUGAGAGAAUUGCAAAGCUCUCUGGUGGAGUUGCUGUGAUUCAGGUUGGAGCACAAACUGAGACAGAACUCAAAGAGAAGAAGUUGAGAGUUGAAGAUGCUCUUAAUGCAACAAAGGCCGCUGUCGAGGAAGGUAUUGUUGUUGGUGGUGGUUGCACUCUGCUUCGUCUUGCUUCCAAGGUUGAUGCCAUUAAAGCCACGCUUGAUAAUGAUGAAGAAAAGGUUGGAGCGGAUAUAGUUAAAAGAGCACUAAGUUACCCCCUAAAACUAAUCGCCAAGAAUGCUGGUGUUAAUGGAAGUGUAGUUAGCGAGAAGGUGCUUUCCAACGAUAACGUGAAAUUCGGUUACAAUGCUGCAACCGGCAAGUACGAGGAUUUGAUGGCUGCAGGAAUCAUCGAUCCAACAAAGGUUGUGAGAUGUUGCUUGGAACACGCAGCUUCGGUUGCAAAGACUUUCUUGAUGUCGGACUGCGUUGUUGUUGAGAUCAAGGAACCUGAACCAGUUCCCGUCGGCAACCCAAUGGACAACUCAGGAUAUGGAUACUAAGAGGAGAUAGGCUAAUAUUGAAACGGAUUACUUUAGCUUGCGAGUGUAAUGAUUUUGAACAAGAGAAUGUGUAAUGUGAAACUGAAAUUUUGAAUUAAUCAUCAUAUGAAUAAAUCAUGAUUCCCUCAAUGCUUCGAAAUAUCUCGAAAUCGCC